Messenger RNA from Corythoichthys intestinalis (scribbled pipefish), 4180 nucleotides. RefSeq names its product un-named sa1614. Gene Ontology annotation, molecular function: GTPase activator activity; protein binding. The coding region runs from base 488 to 3586 and encodes 1032 amino acids. NCBI's taxonomy places the organism in Eukaryota, Metazoa, Chordata, Actinopteri, Syngnathiformes, Syngnathidae. Gene Ontology annotation, biological process: positive regulation of GTPase activity. The record is from RefSeq and is a predicted model, not a curated record. The transcript is spliced from 24 exons. Gene Ontology annotation, cellular component: cytoplasm.
CAUGCGGCUCGCAUAAAGCAGCGGCGGAACAUCCUCGUUGAAAAAAAAAAGCACAAUAAAGACAAACAGAACACAAUGAGGUGAACGAAAGUCCCGGUGAGUCCAAACGUCAUCUGGUUCCGGGUCGGGUUUUGACUCCUCAUCACCGCCGCCGUCGAACCGAACCGAGCUGCCGGCCGGUUUGUCUCUCUCCAAGCCGCUUCAGGCGUGUCGGACGUCGGCUUGCCCGCUUCGGCUGCUCCGCUCUUUGUCAGCCGGUUACACCAACAAAUCAUUUUUUCCGUUUUUUUUUUUUUUUAAACUAAAAAAAAAAACAAAAACAUUUUUUCUUGUAAAAGCUCUUCAAGUCACAAUAAUUAAAAACUUGAAUUGAUACGCCCCUCCGUGGAUAAUGCGGGCCGCCGUCUGAAGCGGCUUCUCCUUCCCCGUCUCUUCCUCGCUCUUUCGCCGGGUCUUGUCGCUCGACCCCGGGAGACGAAUCGAAGUCAUGCCGGAGCAGUGCGUGUCCGUCUCCGAGUUCGUGGAGGAGGUUCUGGAGGACUGGAGCUCGCCUACCACGUCAUCCUUCUCCUCCAAAAUGAACGGAUGCCGGAAUACCGUGCACCUGCUGGAGGAGGCUCUGGAUAGUGACCGUUUGUUACUGCAGAAGAUGAAAAAAGCAGCCAAAGCCAAAUACGCGUCUGGACAAGAGCACGUGUCCCACCUGGAGCAGUACAUCCUGUCCAUGGAGAAGCUGUCCAUCAACUGCCACUCUAGUGGCGAGACAGAGGUGGGCUCCGCCUUCUGCCGCAUGGCCGACUUCUCCAAGGAGCUGGUCUCGCCCAUCAACAACCUGUUGAAAAGCAUGCUCCACAACAUCAACUUUUUCCUGGACUCCCUAGUAAAAGGAGACCUACGUGAAGUCAAGGGGGUGAGGAAUGACUUUAGUUUGUUUAUUUGCCACCGGAGGGCGCCACCGUUACAAGCUAUGCUUUGUGCGCAGGAUCUGAAGAAGCCUUUCGAUCGAGCGUGGCGAGACUACGAGAGCAGAUUCAAGCAGGUGGAGAAGGAGAAGCGAGAACUGGCGCGUCAGUACGGGAUGGUGAGGAAUGAGGUGAGCGGCGGCGAGAUCGCCGAGGAGCUGGAGAAGGAGAGGCGGGCUUUCCAACUCAGCAUGUGCGAGUAUCUGAUCAAGGUGAACGAGAUCAAGAGCAAGAGGGGAGUGGACCUGCUGCACAACCUCAUCAAACACUUUCACUGCCACAAUAAUUUCCUGCAGGAGUGCGUGGCCAGCACGCAAAGGCUGAAGCAAUACAUGGACGAGCUGAACGGCGUCCUUGCAUCCGUGAAGCAGCGUCAGGAGGAAGAAAAACGUCAAUUAGUCUCCCUCAGAGAUCAACUCAGGCCCGUUGUGCACAGCCAGCAGGACAGUUUAGCAAAGCCGGUUUACAGCAUGCAUCAGCUGCUGGGAGACAAACAGUACGGAACAGAAAGGACCGGAUUCCUUUACAAGAAGAGUGAUGGGUUAAGAAAAAUGUGGCAGAAGCGGAAAUGCUGGGUUCACAACUGCUACCUGACCAUCGCGCACGCGACGCCCAACAAAACCCCCACCAGACUCAACUUACUCACCUGCCAAGUCAAACCCAGCGUGGAGGACAAGAAGUGCUUCGACCUCAUCUCUCAUAAUCGCACGUAUCACUUCCUGGCUGAAGACGAAGCUGAGUGUCUCGCCUGGAUCUCGGUACUGAGCAACAGCAAACAGGAAGCGCUGACGGCGGCGUUGGACGGCGUCCGGAAAGGCGGCACCGAGAGCAGCGUGGAGGAUCUGACCCACGCCAUUGCCCAGGACAUCCGACGCAUGCCCGGGAACAACCGCUGCUGCGACUGCGGCGCUCCCGACCCCGGUUGGGUGUCCACCAACUUGGGCAUCCUGACCUGCAUCGAGUGCUCCGGUGUGCACCGCGAGAUGGGCGUCCACAUCUCCAGGAUCCACUCGCUCAGCCUGGACAGCCUCGGAACUUCGGACCUGCUGCUGGCCCGGAACGUAGGAAACAGCGGUUUCAACGAGAUCCUGGAAGCCAACCUGCUCAGUCCUUCCAUGAAGCCGUCGCAACACAGCCACAUGACGGAGCGAAAGGAGUUCAUCACGUGCAAGUAUCAGGACGUUCAGUUCGUGCGUCCGGGCCCCAACCCGGCGACGGCCCUCAGAGUCCUUCACGAAGCCACCAAGAACGCCGACAUCUACAGCUUGCUGCAACUGCACGUGCAGCGCACGCAACUUGGGCAAGCGCUGCACACCCACAUACAGGAGAAAGGGGAGACAGCCCUCCACCUGGCCGUCCUAUUGGCCGACAGGACGUCUCUCCACAUCCUGGACUUCCUGGCUCAGAACUGUUCCAACGUGGAUGUGCAGACGUCGUGCGGCAACACGGCGCUUCACUACAGCUGUCUCCACAACAAAAGCGACUGCGUCAAACUGCUGCUGAGGGCCAGAGCCAACACGCACAUCAAGAACGAGUUGGGAGAGACGCCAUUGGACGUGAGCCGCAGGCUGAAGCACAACCACUGUGAGGCGCUGUUGCAGCAAGCCCAAUCUAACCAUUUCGACCAUCACGUGCACGUGGAGUACGAGUGGCGCCUUCGCCACGACGACGUUUACGACAGCGACGACGAUUUCGAAGACAAGAACGGUCCCGUGAAGAAGGAGCGUUCGUCCUCGUCCUUCUCCUUCCCCUCGCGACCUUUCAACUUCGGGCUGACGUCUUCCGUUUCCUCGGCGCCCCCCGGCGGCGGGCUGCUGAGCGUGGGCCGGCGGCUGGCCACGGCCAUGGAGCACCACGUUAGGCCGCCCGCCCAGUCGCAAAGUCCCCCGCCGCCGCCCCCCUCUUCGCCCGCGCCGCCACUGCCCCCCAGGGUGAAGGCGCCCAACGUUCCUCCGCCGCCACCGCCGGCAGGUGAAGACCAAUUGGAGCAAGAUGAAGAAGAGGAAGUGUUCUCCCCCGUGACGGGAAACUGGAAAUGGACCCCUCAGGUCGCCGCCCGACACAAAAGGAGCUGCUCCGAGUCUAGUAACCACGAUUAUGGGAUGCCGGCCAAUCACGGGAGGAUCUCCAGUGAUGCGGAUUCAUCUUUUCAGAAUCCGUUGUCUCUCAGCUCGCUGACCGAACGUCCAGAUAGAGCCUAUCGCAGAGCAGACAGCGACACGAGCGGUGCCCGCCGUCAGCACCCUAGGAGAGCCUCUCCCAACGGCUCAUCGGUCAAUCGCCGCUCGCAGAGCUUCGAGAGCACUGGCCGAGGCCCUGCCCCUCAGCCGCUCCCACGCAGGUCGCUGGUGAGUGGUAGUAUUUCGCCAGUGUGGAGAAACAGACGCUCACGUCGGGGAUUUCGUGUCCGGCAGCCUCGGGGAAGUCGAGGGGCCGCCCGUCGGGUCCGGGCGCUUUACGACUGCGAGGCCGACCACCAUGAUGAGCUGAGCUUCAGCGAGGGGCAAGUCUUGGUGGUCCUGGGGCAGGAGGAUCCCGACUGGUGGGUGAGUAUUUUUACACGUAAAUAUCGGGACAUCUACUCAAACGAAAACGGCGUAAUUUUCAAAUUACAGGAGCAAUAGGGAUGUCCCUGAUCAGAUCCCGUGAUCGGAAAUCAGGCCAUUUUUCAGAGGAUCGGGAAUCAGGUGAAAAGAAUCGGGGUUUUAAUCUAAAAAGAUUAGCCCUUAAAAAUAUGAAAAAAAAUAAAAAAGAAUCCAGAAAUACAAUUACUUUGCCAAAAGAAAAUAUACACGUUUUAUACUCCGUAACACUCCCGGAAAAAGCCGAAGAAAAACUGUAGACAGCACAGUACUGCAAAAUAUUUGGAACUUUUGUUCAAGUUAAAAAAGGAAGAAAAAAAAAAACGGAUUGUUGCGAUCAAAAAUGAUCGUUUGUGCCAUUAUAGCUUUUUUUUUUGUUUUUGUUUUUAUAUUAAUGAAUCUUUUAUAGGGCGGAAAACAGACAAGGCUGAAAAAGCACUUUCUGCUCUUGCAAAUUCAUGGCGCGUUAAGCCCCUGAACUAUUUUUAAUUUGUCCGUUUUACCCUGGAGACCCCCGUUUACAAACGUCGCGCAACCACUUGUUUCAGUCCAGCCAUUAAAAGUAUUUACAUUUAUUGUUCGAAAUAUCUGUCAUUUUUAGCUUAGAAUCAUAAAUUGAUGUCUAAUAUUUAGUUU